Messenger RNA from Onychostoma macrolepis, 758 nucleotides. RefSeq names its product succinate dehydrogenase complex assembly factor 3 (gene sdhaf3). Lineage: Eukaryota; Metazoa; Chordata; Actinopteri; Cypriniformes; Cyprinidae. Gene Ontology annotation, cellular component: mitochondrial intermembrane space; mitochondrion. The record is from RefSeq and is a predicted model, not a curated record. The coding region runs from base 257 to 628 and encodes 123 amino acids. Gene Ontology annotation, biological process: succinate metabolic process; mitochondrial respiratory chain complex II assembly. The transcript has 2 exons.
AAUCGCCAACAGAGGACAGCAGCAGCUCUGCUAACACUCACAGCGCUGCGGUGAAGAAGUCUGCACAUACACAAGGGCAGCACAGUUAGGUAAUAAAUGUAACGUAGAAACCUUUUAUAAUAUGUCAUAUCGGAUCGGCUCACCUCUCUCGUGAGCUUUGGCUUUAGUUUUUUAGCACUCGUUCCGGGCUGCUGCGGUGUUCAAACGGGACGCGCUUGUCAUAUUUAAAGUUUACAGUCAGAUAAAGACUGAAGUUAUGGCUCAUGCAGCACAUGUUUCAGCUGUACGGUCUCUAUAUAAGAGGAUCCUGCUGCUGCACCGCUUCAUGCCCAUAGACCUGCGGGCUCUGGGUGAUCAGUAUGUGAAAGACGAGUUCAGGAGACACAAGACCGCAUCAGCUGAAGAGGCGACACGCUUCAUGGUGGAAUGGCAGAACUACAAAGACACUCUACAGACGCAGGUGCUGGAAGCGGUGGGACACAAGAAGUUGGAGUUUGGCUCGGUUUUACCAGAAGAGAAACUCAAAGACUUUCAAGACGAGCAGAUCGGACAGCUUUAUGAGCUUAUGCGUGAGUCUACAAAACCCAACCGGCAGUUUGAUAUUCAAGAGGAGGGAACACCAAAGUAACACACCCUCUGAAGGGAAAAGAAGGAUUCAGUAUUUCUGUGGGGAAGUCGUCCCAUUGGGACAUGUUUUAACUCUUUAUAAAGUUCUUUUGUUCAUAGCUAAGACCGAUGAUUACAUUAAAAUGCUUCAA